GGAAAUAAUACCAGAAGAGUUAGAAUUUCAUUGUAUUUUUCAGAUAUUUUCAAAAUAUUUUUAGCCAUUUCUACAUAUUUUUUUACACAUAUCAAUUGCUACUCAUUGUCAUUAGCAUUUCCCGUUUAAUAUUCAUUUUAUUGUGCUUUUGCAGUAUUAAUAGUUUAUUUAUUUAUAUAUAUUUUUUGUUUUGUUUUUUAAGGACGUAGAAGUCUUGGAUCAUCAACAAUUUAUUUGGUAUAAUUACAAUAGUUUAGCUUGAAAUGGAGGGUUGUGGAGAUUUCCUACAGUGGCUUGGACCUGACACGUCUAUGAAUAUUCUCAUGUGUUUAAAGGACCCGUCAGAUCUCAUCCGUGUCUGUUCAGUUUCAAGUUCUUGGCGCCGGUUUGUGAUUGAAAAUAGCCUCUCGAAGCAGCUUUGUCUAAGACUGUUUCCUGAAAUAUCAAGUUUUGCCCAUGUUAUUGAAGUGGAAAACACGAUAGAACCCAUAGUAGUCAAGCCUGACAAGCCUAUGGAAUGGGAAUACUUGAAGAGGGAUCAUAGGGUCUAUGCCUUUUUAGCUCGUGGUCUUACCUCUUUAUGCUCGCUUGAUGCUUAA
Camellia sinensis is the source of this 599-nucleotide messenger RNA. The record is from RefSeq and is a predicted model, not a curated record. NCBI's taxonomy places the organism in Eukaryota, Viridiplantae, Streptophyta, Magnoliopsida, Ericales, Theaceae.